AUGCACAUUCAUCGUCUGCUCUUCUCCCUCGCUCUGCUGGGCGCGUCGGCAUCGGCGCUCGCAGCGUCCGCGUCUACUGUCAAUAACGAUGCGACCACUCAGAUUGAUCCUGACGACUGCCCUGGGUACGAUGCGCAGAAUGUCUCCUGGGUGGGAGAUUCUAGGCUGACCGCCGACCUCGUCCUUCGUGCACCCUGUGCGCUUUUUGGCACUGGCACGGGAGCUGGUGGCAAGGACCACGAUGUGGAAAGACUGAAGUUGGAGGUUGUCGUCGAGACCCAAAACCGCGUCCAUCUCAAAAUCACCGAUCCAACGACGAAACGCUUCGAGGUCCCGGAGUCCGUCUUUCCUCGGCCCUCUCCAUCUCGUGGACCCGUGGACAGACGUACGGCGGACCUCCGAUUCACGUAUACCGCGUCCCCAUUCUCAUUUACCAUCUCGCGCUCUUCCUCAAAUGAAACCAUUUUCUCAACAAGCGCCCACCCGCUCAUAUUCCACCCCCAAUACGUCCGCGUCAAGACCUCCCUCCCACAAAACCCAAAUAUCUACGGGUUGGGCGAGCAUACCGAGGCAUUCCGCUUGGACCCCAUCACGUCUUCCACCUCCACUUCAUCGAAUACUAGCAGCAGUUCUACGGUGACGCUGACGCGGACAUUCUGGGCACGCGAUGCAUUUGGGAUCCCGCAAGGCACGAACCUCUAUGGCACACAUCCCAUCUAUUUCGAGCACAGAGUCGGCGGGACCCAUGGUGUGAUGUUUCUCAGCUCUGAGGGGAUGGACGUUAAGAUAUCCAAGACGACUUCAACUGACAAUGCCAACGAGAAAUGGGCUUUGGAAUAUACGGCAAUUGGCGGGAUCGUAGAUCUUUACUUCCUCUCCGGGAACCCCGACACUACCUCCCACUUGGGUAACCCGUCUUCCACCGCUUCUGAAUCCACUUCCCUGAAUCGCGCCAACGUAAAUACACCGAUUGAACUUGCCAAGCAAUAUGCCCAACUCGUAGGCCUACCCGCUGAAGUACCUUACUGGUCUUUUGGGUUGCAUCAAUGUCGAUUUGGGUAUCAAAAUUUUGUGGACGUCGCGGAGGUGAUAGGCAAUUAUUCAGAGGCAGGGAUCCCGCUUGAGACCAUGUGGACCGAUAUCGACUACAUGCACGGCCGCAGGAUCUUCACGCUCGACCCCGACUACUUCCCCAAACAGCGUAUGAGGGAGAUUGUAAAGUUUUUACAUGAGAGGGAUCAGAAGUUUGUCUUGAUGACCGACCCCGCUGUUGCGUAUACUCCUCAAGAAACGGGCGCAGACGGGUAUUUACCGUAUACGCGGGGCACGACGCUCGAUGUCUGGCUCAAGGCCACUAGCAACUCAAGCGGAAGUGUGGGGGAAGGAGGUGUUAGUCUAGGACUCGUGUGGCCGGGAGUUACCGUCUACCCAGAUUGGUUUCAUCCCAAAGCCCAGGAUUACUGGACCAAUGAAUUCAAGAUAUUUUAUGAUCCCGAGGACGGGAUUGACAUCGACGGCGCGUGGAUCGAUAUGAAUGAACCCGCUAGCUUCUGCAACCUCCCAUGCACGGAUAUAUUCGAUCAAGCUGUUCAGCAGGCAUUGCCUCCCCCACGAUCAUCUCCACCUCCUGAUCCCAAUACUCCCAUCUUUGGUGAUGCCGAUAACAACACAAAAAGAGGAGAAACUGCCAUCUACCGUCAACAUAUCGGCUUGAAUCGCAGACAACCCGAAGACGAUCGAGACGUAUUGAAUCCGCCAUAUGCCAUCAACAACGCCGCUGGCGCGCUAUCCAGCAAAACCGCGUUUGUCGACGCCAUCCACGCGAACGGUGUCCUCGAAUACGAUGCGCACAACCUCUACGGUACCAUGAUGUCCACCGCCACCCGCAACGCCAUGCUUGCCCGCCGCCCAGGUCUCCGCACUCUCGUCAUUACGCGCUCCACGUUCGCUGGCGCGGGGAGCCACGUGGGGAAAUGGCUCGGUGACAAUGUGAGCGCAUGGGAUCAGUACAGGAAGUCUAUCGCGGGGAUGCUGGGCAUGGCGAGCGUGUUUCAGGUCCCGAUGGUCGGAAGCGAUAUUUGCGGGUAUUCCGGGAACACAACAGAGACAUUAUGCGCGAGAUGGGCAAUGCUGGGGGCGUUUUACCCAUUCAUGCGGAACCACAAUUCAGAUACGUCAAUUAGCCAAGAAUACUACCGCUGGCCUCUUGUGACUGAAGCUGCCAAGAACGCCAUCGAUAUUCGGUACCGUCUCUUGGACUACCUCUAUACCGCGUUCCACCAAGCCCACCUGGACGGAACGCCCGUUGUGCACCCACUAUGGUUCAAAUAUCCCAAGGACCCCGCGACGUUCGCGCUAGACCUUCAAUUCUUCUUCGGCGACUCCGUCCUUGUCUCCCCCGUAACCCAAGAAAACACGACUUCUGUCUCAGUAUAUCUCCCGCGUGACACCUUCUACGACUUUCAUACACUUGCACCCGUGCAAGGGGAGGGCUCCACCAUCACAUUGGACGAUAUCCCCUACACACAGAUUCCACUGCACAUCAAGGGCGGGGCGGUGCUGCCGUUGCGUGCGAGGUCGGCGAUGACCACUACGGCGUUGAGGAAGGAGGAUUUCGAAUUCGUUGUGGCCAUUGGAGGUGAUGGGAAAGCGGAAGGGGCGCUUUAUGUGGAUGAUGGGGUUUCGAUUCAGCCGGCGUCGACGACGAAUGUGAAAAUGACAUUUGGGGGUGCGAGGCUUGAUGUUCGCGGAACGUUUGGAUUUAAGACGGGGGUUGCGGUGCAGAGGGUUAGGUUCCUUGGUGUUCAAAGAGCACCAAAAGUGGCGCAAGUCAAUGGGCGUCGGGUCGCUUUUGAGUACGAAGCAGCAACGAAGGUUUUGGACGUCAGUGUUGGGUUGCCACUCGACGGGAAUUUCUGGGUAUCGUUCGCUUGA
Molecule: messenger RNA, 2934 nt
Organism: Pleurotus ostreatus (oyster mushroom)
Lineage: Eukaryota; Fungi; Basidiomycota; Agaricomycetes; Agaricales; Pleurotaceae
Exons: 12
Coding region: 1-2934 (977 amino acids)
Biological process (GO): carbohydrate metabolic process
Molecular function (GO): carbohydrate binding; hydrolase activity, hydrolyzing O-glycosyl compounds
Source: RefSeq, a predicted model, not a curated record